UUCCUUUCAUUCUUUCUCCAUACAAAAAUGCCGGAAUACGUCUGAAGAUAAGAAGGAAUAUUAGAAAAAUACACGAGCACGGCCACGCGUUUGUGAUCCGAUGGAUAUCAGAAUCUUCAUGACGGUCCGACAGUUAGAAUUGCCUGUCAGAGUGCUUCUUUGGUAAUUUGCUAUAAACAAAGUUUUCGCUAAUCGAAAGUUAGUUCCCCAGAUUGCGAGGCCACGAUGUUAUUUACCCUAAUAAGCACAUCAAAUUGCAUUCAUUCCUAGAACUUGCUAAAUCCAAAAUUUUAAGAACUUGGGGGAGAGAUUUGCAGAAAGACCCUGCUUUAGUAGAACCUUUUCUUCGAGGUCGGUCAAGGAAUAUUUACUUUUUAACCCCUUGAAGAUUUGCUAAAAGAUGGAAAAAGCCAUUUUAUUCCCCUUGGAAUUCAUCCACAACAUGGGAAUAAAGUCUCGUCACGAGUCACAUUGAUGCUGUGUAUAUAUAGUGGAGCAAGAGGAAGCUUGAGAUUUGGGGGAGAAGAUGGAAACAGGAUGGUGGUCACAAGGAGAUGACACUGUGAGGGAGAUUAUCAUCACUGAAGAGAACUCCAAACCAGAGAGAGCAUCAGAAGCCAAGGAAGAAGAGGGUCAUCCACAUCAGUAUCAAUCCAUUUUGAGGGAGUCUGAUUCACCUCCAAUUCAUGAUCACAUCCCCCUGGAGAGGCUGUAUGAUCAGCUCUGUGCUGGUGUUUUCCUGAAGAAUAGGACCAUGAAAUACUCGGUGGAAAAGAAAUCGAAGAAGAAUUGCUUCAUGAUAUAUGCACGGGGCCUCUCUAUCACUUGGGCUGAGAACAACUCUUACUGGAAUUGGGUGACCCAGAAAGAUGCACCCAGCGACGUGGCCCUGGUGGAAAUGGCCGAGCUGCUCAACGUGUGCUGGCUGGAGGCGCACGGAAGGUUCGACGUGUCGAAGCUGUCCCCGGGGACGACCUACGAAGUGGUCUUUGUGAUCUUACUAGGAUCGUCAGGUCACGGGUGGGAGGUUCCGGUGAACUUCCGGGCGACUUUCCCGGGUGGGACGAAGCAAGAGCACAAGGAGAAUCUGAGGGAGAAGCCGAGGGGAAACUGGAUAGAGAUCAAAGCAGGAGAGCUGAGCACAUCAGAGUAUAAGGAGGGAGAGAUGGAGGUGUCCAUGUUUGAGUAUGGUGGGCAUUGGAAGAGGGGGCUUGUCCUCAAGGGAGUUCUCAUUAGACCCAAGAAUUAAUUAAUUAAUCAACAACUUAUAAGAUUAAGAAUUGCUAAUCUGUUAUAAGUGGUGUCUUUGAACAUAUGGCGGUGAGUUAUGAUCAGGGACAUCUAAUGGAGAGCAAGUACAAGGCCAUGGCGAUCUUGGUGUUUUCAGUUAUAUGCUUUGAUUGUUCAGAAAAAGAAAAAGGAAAUUAUGUGCUUGGUGUGUAAUGUACUUUUUUCAGUCUGCCCAGGUUGGAUGAAAAUCUGGGUCUGCCGUUUUGGGUCUCCUUUUCCAUUGUAAGGGCUUGAAAUUAAUAGCGUUAUGUAUGUGCUUUCUC
Molecule: messenger RNA, 1553 nt
Organism: Syzygium oleosum
Lineage: Eukaryota; Viridiplantae; Streptophyta; Magnoliopsida; Myrtales; Myrtaceae
Exons: 3
Coding region: 527-1249 (240 amino acids)
Source: RefSeq, a predicted model, not a curated record